This is a messenger RNA of Abrus precatorius (Indian licorice), 426 nucleotides long. RefSeq lists its product as uncharacterized. The transcript has a single exon. The record is from RefSeq and is a predicted model, not a curated record. The coding region runs from base 65 to 322 and encodes 85 amino acids. Lineage: Eukaryota; Viridiplantae; Streptophyta; Magnoliopsida; Fabales; Fabaceae.
UUCAAUAAUCAAUUCCAUAUUCUAAAGCGAUUAUUCUGGUGGAGCUCGUUGAACCUCAGAAGAAAUGGAUGGAAACAACUACUCCUAUGGAACAUCUUGGGCUGAUCAGUGGGAUGAUGGGCCUGACCCUGUGAUGGUUGGGUCCAAUUCCUCUAACAAAAAGAGCAAUGGCACAACGGCAAAAUACAAGCAAAAACUUGGGGAGGGUUUUGGGAAGACCAAAGCAGUGGCCUCCACCGGCGUGAAGAAGUUGAAGGAUGGUACCUCCGUUGGCAUCCACUGGAUCAAGACCAAGUAUUCCAAAACCACCCAGAAGCAUUAAUUAUAUCUGUUCAAACGUCUUUUUGUAGAUUAUUGAAAUCUGCUAUGUACAAUUUUUUAUUUUCUUUUUGUUUUUACUUUGUUGGAAUCUAUGUCUAGCUUCUU